Phytophthora nicotianae INRA-310 is the source of this 339-nucleotide messenger RNA. RefSeq lists its product as hypothetical. Bases 42 to 176 code for a protein of 44 amino acids. Lineage: Eukaryota; Oomycota; Peronosporomycetes; Peronosporales; Peronosporaceae. The record is from RefSeq and is a predicted model, not a curated record. The transcript is spliced from 2 exons.
UAAUACUCAAACUAGCUACUAAGGUUUUUUGAGUCCGCGCGAUGGUGACAGCUUCGUGUGAAGAAGACCACCACGAGCAGCGCUCGCGAAUUACGAGCGAAGGCGAAGCCGUAGCAGGCCACGACAUGACCAUCCUGCUGGCGUUUAAGAUCCGUGUGCGUAGCACGCGGUGUUAAACCCAGUUGUACAAGUGGACAAGCGAAGGCGAAGCCGGAGCGGGCUUAGGGUUUUGUCGAAGCGAGCCCAGAGUUCAGCAAGUUACUAGUAACCAGGAGGUUGCCAACCCCAACAUUCAGAACUAGCCGAUUGAAAACGAAUAUACUACCCUCUUUUUCGAAC